UCCUCGAGACAGCAUUGCGCAUGCGCAGAUUCCUCCCAGUUGUCUGUUGACAAACGUGACCAAAUGCAUAUCUCUGUCCCGUUUGCAAAUCCAUCGCCAAGUGGAAUAAAAUGUAAUUUCCCGGGAUUUUGUCGACGUUGCGAGGUUUCAGGUCUGAACUGAAACCAUGCUGAAGUGGUUAUCCGGUGAGGAGGGAGCGCCUGGCUCUGUAGGCCCGGGCUCCCCCCACGGUGCUGCUGCUGCUGGAGAGGUUGCUGUAGAUGAAAUGGCAGAGCGGCUCACCCAGACGGAGCAGCUUGUCACUCAGCUGAAGGAGAUGAUCCGGGAGAAGGAUGCUGCACUUCGCUCCAAAGAUGACCAACUUAAGGUGGAGAAGGAGACGUGUGAGGCCAGAUUGUCAAAGCUGCGUCUCCAGAAUAAAGCCAAGGUGACGUCCCUCACCACACAGCUGGAGGAGCUGAAGAAGCAGCAGGGAGGUCAGGGCACGCCAACACACAGCAAAAAGGGGUCAUCAGAAGGAGAGCAAGCGAGUCGGGGCAAGAUUGUCUUGCUGAAGAAGAAGGUCGAGGAACUGGAACAUCAGCUUGCACAAAGAGUGGAGGAACUGGGAAACAUGAGGAAGGACGCCGAGUCACAGCGGCAGCGAGGCGAGGAAAUGGACGCUAUGCUGAUUGAGAAAGACAAGAAGCUGGCAGAAAAAGAGGCCUACAUUGUCCACCUGCAAACAGCGUUGGCAGGAGACCAGCCCAUCACACCUGCACCACAACAACAGGUGACAGAGGACAGUGGAGCAAUGCAGGAGCUGCAGCUGCUGGUGCAGAGCCUGACCAAGAAGGUGGGAGAAGCAGAGGAGCGCUACAGUUUGCUGCAGGAGCAGGCGGACAGCCUCAGAGAGCUGCUGGCGACAGAGAAGGAGCAGUACAGUCAGAAGGAGAGCAUGUACAAACAAAAUAUCCAGACGUUCAAAGACAUCAUCAUUCAGAAAGAUAACCAGCUGACGGAGAUAAACCAGAUGCAUGAACAAGAGCUCUUCAAGUUAGCAGCAAAGUCUGAUGCCAGUGCAGACUUAGAGCAGCUUCUGAAGGCUCUAAAACAGAAGCUUCAUGAGAAGGAGGAGGUGCUGCUGGGUAAAACCCAGGUCAUUGACGUUCUCCAGGGAGAGGUGGACGGCAGGGACCAACAGAUAAAGGAACUUGCUGAGCGGCUGCGUCGGCUACAAGUAGAACGAGAGAGCUUGGAAUCCAAGAUGGAGGCAGAGAAGCAUGUGAUGCGAGCGCAACUUCGUGACCUGAUGGAGAAGCAGCAGGCGGAGGUGCAGCGAAUGGCUGAGCAGCAUCAGGCACAGAUGGCCCAAACGCAGCAGGAUCUCCUGGGGCAGCUGGAGGAGAUGAGGAGGGCUGCGGUAACAGCGCCACCUGCCAGUCAGGAGCCCUCAGCAAGUGGAAACGUGCCCGCAGAUUUAGCCUCCAUACAAAGGAUAGCUGAGCUGGAAGCCCAAUCGAAGCAGAAAACGGAUGAAGCCACCAGAUCAGAUGCCAAGUUCCUGAAAAUGAAAGCCUGGUCUAAAUCUCGGAUCAGACAGUUGGAGGAGGAGUUAAAGAAAAGCCAGGCUGGAGGUGCCCCCCCUGACCUGACUGCCCUGCGGAGUCGUAUCACAGCACUGGAGGAGGAGAGAGAGGAAAACAUCUGGAAAGUGGAGCAAUACGAGGAGCUCAAAGCAAAGAACGACAUGCUGGAGGCUAAGCUGGUGGUGUAUGAGGAGCAACAGAGGACGCUACAAGCAGACCUGGAGCAGUUCACCAAGAGGGCUGCCUCUCAGGCAAGUGAGUCGGGCAGUGCUGACGACACUCAGAGCCAGGUGCUGGAGUGGCAGGAGAUGGUGGCUGAGGCAGUCAGCGCCAGGGACCGGGCCAAGGAGGAGAAGGCUGCCAUGUCCCUCCGCAUGAGCCACAUGGAGGAGGAGAGAGAGGCACUGGCCUCUAGGCAGCAGGAGUUGGAGGAGGAGCUGGCUCAAGCUCGGGGGCUCGGCCAACACAGGGCCAAGAAGCUGGCAGCGCGGCCCAACGAAGCCUGCAGGAGGAUUUCGAGGAUUUUGUUGGACACCCCAUUCCAGGACCGGCGGAGCACCUCUGAGAGCACAACCCCGAUGGAGGGAGAGAACAUGGGAGGUUGGUGGCCCGAGUACAGUACUCCUGACACAGGUGUGAGACCGCUGGACAGUUACACUAGCAUGCACCGGUCAUCCGCUCAUUACUUUGGGAACCUUGAGUUGUCUUUGGGUUGA
Molecule: messenger RNA, 2284 nt
Organism: Micropterus salmoides (largemouth bass)
Lineage: Eukaryota; Metazoa; Chordata; Actinopteri; Centrarchiformes; Centrarchidae
Product: golgin subfamily B member 1-like
Exons: 16
Coding region: 167-2284 (705 amino acids)
Cellular component (GO): Golgi apparatus
Source: RefSeq, a predicted model, not a curated record